AUGACCAACUUUCCCAAGCUUAUCCCAGCCUUUACCAUCCAUGUCCCCAUCGCGGACCCUGCACCCAUAUCCCCUCACCUGACAUUCGGCCGUAUCCUGCCCAAUGCCAACGGCGCCAUUCGCUCGCACCCUGACUACCCAAUUAAAGUGGACGCUGCUUUGGAGCAUGGUGCCGACUUCAUCCGAGCUUCUCCUCCGCCCACCUCUGCAUCACAAGUGGGAAACUCGAAAGCAAAUGGACCGACCUAUGUGACUCUCGAUGUCCGGGCCCUGGCACGCAACGGAACCACGGGGGACUUGUUGUAUAUUCGGUAUACAGGCAAAGUGGACAUGGGAGGUGCGGUUGGAAAGGUUUUAAGGGGAGAGCCAGAUGCGACAACAACAGGUUUUGGAGAGAUCUUCACGCAUGUGGAAUUCGAAUCAGGCAACCUAGAUCUUGCUGUAUUAGCAGGGAAGGUAUUCGUUGGGUCCGGCCAAAUCAUUCUGGAAAAGGGCAAGCCGCCUAUGGUCGAGUAUAAGGUCAGCGAGGUGGUUGCGUCGUGA
Thermochaetoides thermophila DSM 1495 is the source of this 543-nucleotide messenger RNA. RefSeq lists its product as uncharacterized. The coding region runs from base 1 to 543 and encodes 180 amino acids. Lineage: Eukaryota; Fungi; Ascomycota; Sordariomycetes; Sordariales; Chaetomiaceae. The record is from RefSeq and is a predicted model, not a curated record. The transcript has 3 exons.